Messenger RNA from Poeciliopsis prolifica (blackstripe livebearer), 1775 nucleotides. It is a transcript of the gene nhp2, whose product is annotated as NHP2 ribonucleoprotein homolog (yeast). The record is from RefSeq and is a predicted model, not a curated record. Gene Ontology annotation, molecular function: box H/ACA snoRNA binding. The coding region runs from base 118 to 585 and encodes 155 amino acids. NCBI's taxonomy places the organism in Eukaryota, Metazoa, Chordata, Actinopteri, Cyprinodontiformes, Poeciliidae. Gene Ontology annotation, cellular component: nucleolus; box H/ACA snoRNP complex. Gene Ontology annotation, biological process: rRNA pseudouridine synthesis; snRNA pseudouridine synthesis. The transcript has 4 exons.
CCGGUCAGAGCAGAAGAAGUUGAACCUCGUGUGUCUGCCUGCUGGAGUGGUUCUGCUGGAUGUAGUGAUUGACCGGGAUCAUAAACCAGGCAGCAGAUCAUCAAUUAUCGAUCAGAAAUGACUAAAGUGAAGAAGGAGAAGGUUUCGGACGGAGAGGAAGCGGCGGUGGAAGCGGCGGGACCCGAGCGGAGCUACGCCGAGCUGGUCGCUCACCUCAACCCCAUCGCCCAGCCGCUGGCCUCCAGGAAGCUCAGCAAGAAGCUCUACAAGUGCGUGAAGAAAGCCGCGAAGGGGAAGAACAUCCGGCGGGGAGUCAAGGAGGUCCAGAAGUUCAUCAACAAAGGAGAGAAAGGCAUCGUGGUUCUGGCCGGAGACACGCUGCCCAUCGACGUCUACAGCCACCUUCCCGUCAUGUGUGAGGACCGCAGCCUGCCCUACGCCUACAUCCCGUCCAAAGUGGAUCUGGGCUCUUCCGCCGGCUCCAAGCGGCCGACCUGCGUCAUCCUGAUCAAACCGCAUGCUGACUACCAGGACGCCUACGAUGAGUGCCUGGAAGAGGUGUCUCUACUGCCCAAACCACUCUGAGCCAAUCAGGACGCAGCUUAUCUGAACUCAGCCAAUCAGGACGCAGCUUAUCUGAACUCAGCUAAUCAGGACGCCGUGCCAACCUUACAUUUAAAGGCGCAGUACGACCUGAUUUCUCCCAGAGUCUCCUGUUUCUCUGCUGCACUAGCAGUUUUUACCCGUUUCCAGUGUUUGUGCUAAGCUAAGCUAAUGUUGGACUGAAGGACGCUGCCCCCUGCUGGACACUGGAAGCCAUGUCUCUAGGGGGGGUUUUAUAUUAAAAGUGGUAAAAUUUGAGUUUCUGGAGUUAUUUGUUUGAAUAAACAUUAUUCAUAAAAUGUUUUCAGGAUAAAAGCUGUAGGAACUUGAUUUCUCCGGUUUGUCUUGUGCAAAAGUCUUCAAUCCCCCGACUCUUUGCGAAAUGUUCUUUUAAAAAAUUAACAGAAUAUUUUUAUUUUUCAUUUUGCAACAUGAGUUUUUUUUGUUUCCCAUUAUAACCUCAUUAAAUGUUAUUAGGAUUUUUCCAAACACUUUUACUUAAAACAUUUCUUCCACUUUGUAUAAUGCUUUUUGGUUUUCUGAACAGAAAAAAAGAAAGCUUAUAAUAGCUUCAUUCAUAAGUUUUAACAUUUUUAAGUGAGUUGAAGAAAGUGCCAAAUUGCUGCAACAACUCAAAAGGCCCAAUCAUUCCGCCAGUAUGUUUCAUUUAACAUGUUAAAAUCUUUUCUUAUAAUGAGCUGGUUUUUAUUUCUUAAAACUACAUUUUUCUGCUCGGUUUGUCCUAUUAAGUGGAAUUUUUUCAAUUGUGAUGUGCAACUUUAAAUUCUGUUUUUGUGUCUUUAAUAAAGAUUUUUUUUCAAUCACCUGCAGUUCUGCGGUUUGAGCACGUGGUGGCAGCAGAUCUCAGUUUAAGCCGAGAUUUUUUGCGGAAGAACAAGUCUGAUAUAUUUUCAUUCAUUUAUUAUAAAUGUUUAUUUUUACUUACCUGAGUUCAUUAAAUCUUUUUUUUUUUUUGCGAGUUUGUUAAUUUAAAUAUGAACUUUAGUUUGUUGUUGUUGUUAUGACCUCCGGACCGGUUCUGCUGCGGUCCGUUUGCCGAACCGUGAACUUUGUUCUCAGAUGUUCUGAAGAGUCCGGGUUCUGUGAGUCCAGAACCGUUUCUGAGCUCUGAGUGAAACCCCUUCGGAAUAAACCCGUUCUGACCCACAGAA